Penicillium bovifimosum is the source of this 1566-nucleotide messenger RNA. RefSeq lists its product as uncharacterized. The coding region runs from base 1 to 1566 and encodes 521 amino acids. The record is from RefSeq and is a predicted model, not a curated record. NCBI's taxonomy places the organism in Eukaryota, Fungi, Ascomycota, Eurotiomycetes, Eurotiales, Aspergillaceae. The transcript has a single exon.
AUGUCCCUCUCCCAAAAAACCGACAUCCUAGUAAUAGGCUCCGGCAACGCCGGCCUCAGCGCCGCCCUCUCAGCCGCACAAACAAACCCAACCCUCAAAGUAACAGUAAUCGAGAAAAGCCCCUCCUCCUGGGCCGGCGGCAAUACCUACUUCACAGCAGGCGCCUUCCGCACAGUCCACAACGGCCUAUCCGACCUCCUCCCACUAGUCAACAACACCACCCCCUCGCAAGCAUCCCGCAUCGACAUGGACCCCUACACAGAAUCAGACUUCACCGCAGACCUGCAGCGCAUGACAGGUGGACGCACCGAUCCCGCGCUCUCCAAAGCGCUCGUCUCCGACUCACGCGCCGCAAUCACCUGGCUAGCCUCUAACGGCGUCCGCUUCCAGCUCUCCUUCAACCGCCAAGCCUAUGAAGUCAACGGCCGCAUCAAGUUCUGGGGUGGUCUUGCGCUAAAGACCGAAGACGGCGGGAAAGGUCUUGUGGAAGACGAGCUGCGCGCCGUGAGAAAUGCCGGCGUCGACGUUUUCUUCGAUACAGCCGCCACGGCGCUGGUUACAGACGAUUCCGGUGCGGUCGUUGGCGUCGAGGUCGUCAACUCUGCCCCUGUCUCCAAGAGCAGAAGAACAACCAUUGCCGCAUCAGCAGUCAUCCUGGCUGCCGGCGGCUUCGAAGCCAAUCCACAGCUCCGCGCGCAAUGGCUCGGACCGGGGUGGGACGCAGCAAGCGUGCGCGGAACACCGUAUAACACGGGCGAAAUGCUGAAGAUUGCAUGUCGCGAUGUCAGCGCCAAGACAGCCGGGAACUGGAGUGGAUGUCACAGUGUAGCGUGGGAUGCGGAUGCAGGUGCGCACUCCGGGAACCGGGAGAUAUCGAACCAGUACACGAAGAGCGGGUAUCCGCUUGGGAUUAUGGUGAAUCGGAACGGGGAGCGGUUUGUGGAUGAGGGGUUUGAUAUGCGGAAUUAUACAUAUGCGAUGAUUGGACGGCGGGUGCUGGAGCAGCCUGGGCAGGUUGCGUUUCAGAUUUGGGAUGCGCGGACUACGGGGUGGUUGCGAGACGAGGAGUAUCGGGAUGAGGUUGUGAGGAGGAUUGAGGCUGGGACUAUUGAGGAGUUGGCGGGGAAGUGUAAGGAGGUUGGGCUUGUUGAUACGGAGGCGUUUGUGAAGACGAUUAGGGAGUAUAAUGCUUCUGUUGAGGGAGAGGAGGAGAGGAAGAGGUGGGAUCCUGCUGUGAAGGAUGGGUUGAGGACGAAUGGGUUGGCGGUUGCGAAGUCGAAUUGGGCUUUGCCGGUUGAUAAGGCGCCUUUCUUGGCUGUUAAGGUCACGGCGGGCGUUACGUUUACUUUUGGGGGGUUGGCUGUUAGGCCGGAGACUGCGGCUGUGAUUUCGGAGACGACGAAUGAGGAGGUGCCCGGUUUGUAUUGUGUUGGGGAGAUGCUUGGUGGUAUCUUCUAUGAUAACUAUCCCGGUGGGAGUGGAUUGACUUCUGGUGCUGUCUUUGGGCGUCGUGCAGGUCGAGCUGCAGCUGAGAGAGCUGGAAGUGGAAGACUUGGACGGUUGUGA